AUGACGAACAAGGAUGAACAAGUGGAAUUAGCGAAAUUAGCCGAACAAGCCGAACGAUAUACUGAUAUGGUGGCUGCCAUGAAAAGGGUCGCUGAAUCAAAUUGUGAAUUGACCGAUGAAGAACGCAAUUUACUCUCGGUUGCCUACAAGAAUGUGGUCGGCGCUCAUCGAUCACCUUGGCGAGUUAUUUCAACCAUUGAACAGAGAGCCGAAAGCUCCGAACGUAAGCGACAAAUGGCCAAAGAAUAUCGAGAAAAGAUCGAAAGCGAAUUGAAAGACACGUGUCAUGACCUUUUAACCUUACUUGAUAAAUAUCUCAUUCCGAAAACAACAACAACCGAAUCGAAGGUAUUCUAUUUGAAGAUGAAAGGUGACUAUUAUCGAUAUUUGGCUGAAAUAGCCAGCGGAGUCGAACGACAAAAAAUGGCUGAAGAAUCGCAACAUGCAUACAAGGAUGGAUUCGAUGUGGCGAAGAAUCAAAUGCCAGUAACGCAUCCGAUUCGACUUGGUCUUGUUCUAAAUUUCUCUGUCUUUCAUUACGAAAUUCUUAAUGAACCGGAUGUAGCUUGUCGUUUAGCCAAACAGGCCUUUGACGAUGCUUUGGCCGAGAUAGAUUCCAUCAAUGAACAAUCUUAUAGAGAAUCAUUAUUGAUGAAGGCUUACGAAACAGAAGUCAAUAAAACAGCACAUUCGGUAGCAUUACUUGUUUUUGCUGAUGGUUUCCCAUGA
Molecule: messenger RNA, 729 nt
Organism: Rotaria sp. Silwood1
Lineage: Eukaryota; Metazoa; Rotifera; Eurotatoria; Philodinida; Philodinidae
Source: the annotation of a GenBank genome assembly